ACACAUGCUGUCAGUUGAGAUUCCACUGUCUUGGCUAUUGAGAUAGAAGGAAACAGAAAUUGCAUUACCUGUUGCUAAACAAGUGGUUAAUGUGUUGGUGUAAUUGGUUAAGGUUAAUAUUUGUAUGGUAAACUUUUCUGUCAACAUAUUACUACUUAAUUCAAAUUAAUACCGAGUUGUGUGAAGAGAUAAGUUAACGAGAAAAACAUUAAAAUGAGGUGUGUGACAGUUGGCAGCUGCUUAGUGCUGCUGUCCUUUGCCUGCGUUCGUGUUACCGGAUCAGCCAUUCCAAUGUGGGAAUUCUUGAGCCGUGGUGAGAAGAUGAGCCAUUUGUUCAACAUGUUCGUGAAGCAGGUGCAAGACUACUGUGGUUCUCUCAGCAUGCCUGAUUGCAAUAAGGUGUUGCUGGUUUAUGGGCUCACAAAUCUUGCAAAAAUGGAGGAAGACAGUUUGAACAAGAUGGAUCCCUACCAGAGAGGCGCAACAGACAUUAUCUGGGAAUCUAUGAUGAAAGGCAGCUACAAGACGCCACCAGACACGAAGGAGCCCCUAGAUUACAGCUAUAUUGCUGGAAAUGGUGCAAACCCCAGUAGUGGAGGGAACACAUUGGGAUCCCAAGAGGAAGCGUCAACUAACGUGCAGCAAUUCUUGACUGCUGUUCCCAAUGUGCCCAGCAAAUAUGUCAUUGGCCCAAUGAUAGUCAGAGUCUUACCUGAUGGAAGACCUGUGCCAGGAGAUUCUGAGAGGCCUCUACCUAAAGAUGAAGAUGCUGAGGAAUUCAAGAUCAUGCGAGGUAAUCCAGUUCCAUCAGUCGAAGAACUCUUGAACAGAAAAUCCUACCAACAGAAAUCUCAGCCCUCAACACAACAAUCUGGUUCAGCUUACAGUGGCAGAUACCAGCAGGCAGUCCUACCCAGUACAGAGACACAGCCACAGGCCGUGUACGUGCUGCCACCUAGUCAGUUCAGGACACCUGUUCUGUAAACAUGCCAUGUGGUCUUCAAGAUGUUUUAA
Messenger RNA from Cryptotermes secundus, 1014 nucleotides. It is a transcript of the gene Reg-5, whose product is annotated as rhythmically expressed gene 5 protein. Bases 214 to 984 code for a protein of 256 amino acids. The transcript is spliced from 6 exons. Lineage: Eukaryota; Metazoa; Arthropoda; Insecta; Blattodea; Kalotermitidae. The record is from RefSeq and is a predicted model, not a curated record.